GCUGGCGUUAUUAAAUUUCCCCCCCAUGGCGAUCGUCUUCUUCCUUUCUUGGAGUCAUGCGUCCAUCUGAUCCGAUCCCAAAAUCCUCUCUCCGGAUCGGAUGGAGUCCUCUUCGGCCUCUCUUUCCCAUCUAUCCCUCGUCUCCAGGGCCAAGACGGCCUUCCACUCCGCCGCGGCCAAAGCCGAGAAGGUUCUCACUGACAUCAAAGCCGAUUUGAAGAGCGAUCGAGAAAGCAAUGGGCAGUCCCAAAAGGGUCCGAGGAGAUCCACGGACCAAGAAACGGUUGCUUCUGAUGCUUCUGAUAAACCCCAACAAGAGGUUUUAGAAAGAGACUCCACCAGAGUGAAAGAUGGCUCAAACACAUCAAAAAGAUUGGCCAUUCCUUCAGCUUCUGUAAUUAAACAGCUGGCUCUGGCUGUUGAGAGUGGAAAAAAAUUUAAAUCUAUUAAUGAUCUUUCGACACUUGUUGGAGAUCCUUUACCGAUCAAAGAGAAAACUGGCUUAAGCUUGUCCAUCGUCAAGUCAUUAGUUCUUCGUGAAAAGGAAGAGUGUGAUGAGGAAUUCCAUUCUUUGAUAUGUUCUCUGUUCGAGUCAGACACUCGCAGAGGAACAUUUCCCCUGAGGAACAAUGGUUCUAGCUUAGAGAUUCUUCAUACAACCAGUUUGCUUAAGGAUCUCCAUGGUGCACCACCCGAAAGUUUUGUUGUCCGACUUUCUCAAAUUAUUGGGGGCUUUAAAUCCCUGCAAAAAAUGGCAUCAUUUUGGCGGUGUGUAAUUGUCGAACUGAGGAAAUUUUGGUCAGAAGGACAACCGGUGCCUCGAGUGCCAUUAGAUGCAGAUCCUGACUUGAAUUCCUGUCUCCUGCAUCAGAAGUUACAAGUUAUUAAUUGUUGUAUUGCCAGGAAACGGUGCCGAACUAUUGCCAAAGAGUCACUGGAUUCUAUACUGAAAGAAGCCAGUCUUGACGGUAGAGAUUCAUCUGAUCUUCCAGUAAAACUGUCUCCAAGUCAUAAUAUUUAUGCUAGAACCUGCAAGGGAGAGUCUGUUCUUAGACUUGGUGCUAUUCAUCCAUCUGAAAAUUUAACUAUGUUAGAAACUGAUGAACCUGUAUACUCCCCAGUUACGCAGGAGGGUCCAGUUCUAACAGAAGAACUUAUCAAAGAAACAGAGGAUUUUGUGCUGCGUACUGGGAGUGUUGGUGCUGGGUGCUCUAAACUCCUCUCUGACAUGCAAGCUUUCAAGGCUGCAAAUCCUGGAUGUAUUCUGGAAGACUUUAUAAGAUGGUACUCUCCUCCAGACUGGAUGGAAAUGGAGUCAGAUGGUCAGGCUAAUGAUUCAGUUGAUGGAGAAGGCUCAUCUAGACGAGGUCGGCUAAGUGGAAGGAUGCAAAAAGAAGGUAAUUUGUGGCGUGAACUAUGGGAAACUGCCAAAGCAUUGCCUGCCGUCAAGCAAACUCCACUUUUUGAUGAGGAUUUGGCAGUUGAAAGCAUCUUAACCACCUUGGAGGACAUUCCACCAUCUGAGCUCUUUGAGCAGCUCUUUGUCUCUGUGCUCUGUGCUGGCUUUCUGAUAGCAGAAGCCGCACUUCCUCUGGAUGGUAACUUGUCAAAACUGUUCUACGAGUGCAAAGUUUAUGUUAUUGCAACUUACCAAAGCGGCAUGUCAGAGGAGAAGUUAGAUGAUCUGUGUAAGGUCUAUGAAACCAUAGAGGCAAUAAUAGUCCAUCCGGAAGAAGCCUUCAUGAUCAUGGAGCAGCCAGAUGAAACAACACCAGUAGAACCAAAAAGCAGUUUAAAGAAAUUUGGCCUGAAUUUUGUUGGCAAAGACAGGCAACCAUUAUGGAAGAGAUCCUCGAAGGAUGAGAAGAAAUCAGAGGAAAAACAUAAGCAUGUAUUGUCUCAACUGUUUGAGAAAAAGGCAUCUCUGUUUCCUAAGAAGAAUCCAAAAUCCAAAGCAAUACCAUCUAAUUCUGCUCCAGCUACUUUGGACGACAGUGGCUGGACGAUUGUGUAAAGAUUAUACCUUUCAUAAGUUUGCAUUUCAUAGAGCAUAAAAAAGGAAUUUUGUAAAUAACAUAUGAAUGCUUUGGUUUAAUUUAUUGAUCCAAUCAAUUAAAGAAAAGGAAAAUGAAGAGCUCAACAAA
This is a messenger RNA of Elaeis guineensis (African oil palm), 2144 nucleotides long. The record is from RefSeq and is a predicted model, not a curated record. Lineage: Eukaryota; Viridiplantae; Streptophyta; Magnoliopsida; Arecales; Arecaceae.